CUGAUGAUAAGAUUUUCAAGGACCUGAGAGCACGAUUGAUUCUGCCAUUGCCAUUGCACAGAAAUGCAAGCAAGCAGUACAUAUAUAACUGGGUAGCGGGCCUAGUGGGUACCGCGUAGAACGCGGUUUGCAGUCGCUGUCCAAACGCGGUGCAGCAAGUCAGUCAACCCCGUGCAGAUCCUCAGUCAGUCAUUUAAAAUCUUGGGGUCUACCAAAAUAUGCCGAUUUCGAAAUUUCCCUCGCAACUGCCAGUCGUCCUUAAGUCCUCCAUUCUGUGUGCUAUAAACAAGGGUUGAUGCACCGCCCCAGAACGAAAUAAAAGAAAACGGAAGAGUCCGGAGUCGAGAGCAAAUACGCUAACAUCACUGUCUCUCCUCCUGCAUUCAUUGGAACGGGUAAGUAGUGUAGAUCCACAGAGACAGAGGAGGGACUGAGAUGCAGGCGCCGGCGUGUACCAAUGCUCCGGCGUGCACAUUCCCCUUCGCCACGAUGCAGUCGCAUGGCGUCAGGAUCGCGAGGUCGCACGCCUACGACUGGGUUGCGCUGCUCCUUCUGAUCGCCAUGGAAUGCGUCCUCAACGCCAUCGAGCCGUUCCACCGCUUCGUCGGCGAAGGCAUGAUCGCGGACCUCAGAUACCCCAUGAAGAGCAACACCGUCCCGGUCUGGGCCGUGCCGAUCGUUGCUGUCAUUGCACCUAUGCUCAUCUUUAUGGCCAUCUACAUCUGGAGGAGGAAUGCGUAUGAUUUGCACCAUGCUACGAUUGGUAUUCUGUUUUCUGUGCUGAUCACCGGCGUCCUGACGGAUGCGAUCAAGAACGCCGUGGGCCGUCCGCGCCCCAACUUCUUCUGGCGCUGCUUCCCUGAUGGAAUCGCUGUGUACGACAACAUCACCACAGCAGUCAUAUGCCACGGCGACGCCAGCGUGAUCAAAGAAGGCCACAAGAGCUUCCCAAGUGGCCACUCUUCCUGGUCUUUCGCCGGCCUGGGUUUCCUGUCGUGGUACCUUGCCGGGAAGAUCACCGUCUUCGACCGACGAGGGCACGUCGCCAAGCUGUGCGUCGUCAUCCUGCCUCUCCUCGUCGCCGCCGUCAUCGCCAUCUCGCGGGUAGAUGACUACUGGCACCACUGGCAGGACGUCUUCGCCGGCGGCAUCCUUGGAAUGGUGGUUGCGUCUGUUUGCUACCUGCAGUUCUUUCCACCACCCUCUGAUGACAAAGGUUUCUGGCCUCAUGCACACUUCAGGUACAUCAGCGAGAGGGAAGAGGAGAGCCGGAGGCGGCGCGCUACUGAAAUGAGCAACAGUGACUCGACCGCAGUUGUCCCUUGGCAAGGUGAGGCGGGAGCAAACACGAGCCGAACGUUGGACGCAAUGGAGUCCGGUACGUCGGACAGGGCGAUGGCCCAUGAUACCAACCCAUAGAUGCUACCAUGAUACAAACUUGAAUAUUCAAAUUUAAACAUUCCAAAAAAUUCUAAAAAAAUUGUGGAUGUUCACAACACAUAUGUUGACAACUCCUAAAAAAUUCAGAUUAAAAUUCGAAAUACACAUCGAGAAACAAAAGAGAGAAAUCCGUCAUGAAUAGUGUCAAAAGAAGACAAAAGCAGAAUUGGCACUAUUCACAUCUGAAUUUGUCUUUUUUGUUUCUCCAUGCGUAUUUUGAAUUUUGAUCUGAAUUUUUUAGGGGUAGUCGAAAUAUGUGUUGCAAACAUCCAUGAUUUUUUUCAGAAUUUUUUGGAAUGUUUAAAUUUGAUUUAUUCAAGUUUGUAUCAUGAUAGCAUCUAUGGGUUGGUAUCACUGGAUAUUUUCCCCGAUGGCCCCAUGUAACAUGCAUGUGUUGUGGCCUGUGGAUAGAUCCGCUGUCACCUACCCUAAGCCUUGGAGAUUUCGGCUUCCAAGUUCCGAAAUGCUGGGUUGGAAGUGUCACUGAAUCUCCCUGUAUAUAGUACUUAAGAGUCCGGUAUGUAGGACAUGGCAAUGGCCCUGUGUAACAUUUAUUGUAGAUCGAUCACUUGGCAUCUAUAUAAGCCAUGGAGAUCCAGCUUCCAAGUUCCAAUGUGUAGCGUUAGAAAUGUCACUGAAUCUGUAUGUGUAUACACAUGUAAUGUGAAUCUAUUCCGUUGGAGUCUAAGCCUUGGAGAAUGGAGAUUCAGCUUCCAAUUUGUAAUGUAGGGUUAGCGAUUUCACUGUAUCUCUCUAUAUAUACUGAAUGCUCACCAUAUGUAUA
This is a messenger RNA of Triticum aestivum (bread wheat), 2224 nucleotides long. RefSeq names its product lipid phosphate phosphatase 2. Lineage: Eukaryota; Viridiplantae; Streptophyta; Magnoliopsida; Poales; Poaceae. Gene Ontology annotation, molecular function: phosphatidate phosphatase activity. Gene Ontology annotation, cellular component: membrane. The coding region runs from base 436 to 1419 and encodes 327 amino acids. The transcript is spliced from 7 exons. Gene Ontology annotation, biological process: phospholipid dephosphorylation; phospholipid metabolic process. The record is from RefSeq and is a predicted model, not a curated record.